AAACCUGAUAACGCAGGCGGGCGGGCAUGCGCGAAAUAUUUUUCAAUGAACCUAUUUAGAUUUCGGUUUGACGCGGCAAACCGGCAGCUUUUGCCUUUAGUUUCGGUUUAACACGCAAGCGGUGCGGUCGCGUCUCGCGUUGCCUGCACGACAUUGGCCUGAAACUCGUGCAUAAAUUUUUCAAUAUAAACGUGCAUCCAAAGCUGAGAACGCAUCGUUCGUUUAAUAAAAUGUUGAAGUUUCAAUGGUUUUUCGUGGGCGCGCUGCUGGUGAACGCGGCCCGCGCGUUCUCCUGGGAUUUUGUUGUAUCAACAAAGGAUCAGUUGGAUUUUUAUGUGAAUAACACCAAAACAACAGAGCACAUGAACGGCAGACAACCCACUGUCUUGGACUACGAUAGCGUAAAUGACAAUAUUUUAUUUGUAGACGUGUAUAGUAAUUCCACGUACAGUUACCAUUUACCAACAAAGCAAAGUACAAAGUUGGUUAACUCAAACAUUUUAACGUUUGAUCUGGCUUUCGACCCGGCGAAGAGAAUUUUAUUCUGGAGCGAACCCCAGGUGAAGAGUAUUUACUGGACAUCCGUCAAGCCCGGCUCGAAGAGUACAAAUGGAAAUCUUCUGUUCAAAAUGGAAAAUGAAAUUCCCGAAGCGCUCGCCGUGGACAGCUGUAGAGGGUAUAUUUAUUGGACCAAUACGAAUCUCUCCAGUCCAUCGAUUGGGAGGGCUAAGUUCGACGGUACAGACAGAAAAACGAUCGUUAGCAAUAUAAGAUACACCCCAGUGGCUAUAACUUUAGAUCAACAGACGAAGAAAAUUUACUGGAUUAACUCAGAAGGUAUCAACUAUUCUAUUGAAAGCUCAGAUUUAGAUGGCGCAAACAGGAACAUAUUACUCACGGCUUCAACGCAUCACGACCCUAUCGCUAUAUCGGUGUCCAAGGAUUAUAUUUAUUGGAUCAGCAAAGCCACUCAUUCCAUAUGGACCCUGCCAAAGAACUCCGAUACUUUAACGGAUCGCGGUAAUGAACUGAUCAAAUCCAGCAACGAAAUAAUCGAUAUAUUUGCUCAUUACAAAAUCGAGGAUCAAAUCCGUAACAUCGAAGAAUGUCAACAUUUGUCGAAUUUGACGGAGAGCAAACGCGUCCAAGAGACGACCACAGCUCUACCGGCUAUCGACUACACUGAAUUCUGUGAACACGAUGCUACAAAUGAGAACCGAUUCAGUUGCAAAUGUCCCGAAGGAAUCUAUAGGGAGAGAUGUGAAGCAUUCGUUUGCAUGAACUAUUGUUUUAAUGGAGACUGCACACUCAAUAAAGACGGACAACCACAAUGCGGAUGUAAAGAGGGAUACUCCGGUAGAAGAUGCGAAAUCAAUAUUUGUCGCGGUUACUGUCUGAACAGCGGUGCCUGUACUGUGGAUGAUAAACUGAAGCCAAUUUGUAAAUGUCAGCUAGGACACGAAGGUUCUAGAUGUGAAACCGAUGUACGGGCCACGACCACAAGCAAAAACAUUGAGUCUACUACAAGCACUGUUACUGAAAUAGCUAAAACAUAUAAUACUAGUGAUUUACCAAGAAUCCCGUCCACUUCAAGCGAUAAUUGCAAUUGCACCUCUAUCCGGGCGGCCGCUGAUGCAUUCGAAUCGGAAAGGAUGGCAAGCGGUGAUGGAGAAUUCGUAGAUUCAGGCGACUCCGGCGUCGAUAGAAGCUUAAUAGCGUUGGGCGUGAUAUGCGGGGUGUUGGCCAUCACUUGCGUUAUGCUCAUCACUAAAAUCAUGCAGCUGACGAAGAGACCAAGAAUAAAGAAGCGUUUCAUUGUGAACAAGAAUGUAACACCAAUGACGGCGCGCCCCGACCAGUGCGAGAUAACCAUCGAGAACUGUUGCAAUAUGAACAUCUGUGAGACGCCUUGUUUCGAACCGGGAUCAACUAUACGGCCUUCCCUUCUCGACGCAAAGCCAGGUAAAGAAGAAAAGAAGAAUCUAAUCUCACAUAUGGAGUACCCAGAAGAUUAAUUAAAGAAUAUCAGUUAAUUGAAAUGUGUAAAAUCCAAAGUUUAGCAGGCAUAACAAAAUUUUAAAAUCAGUUUUAGUUGCCGAUAAAAAACGUAUUGAAGAAAUGACAAUUAAUCAAUUUAUAAUUGAAAGUACUCUAUUAGUUGAUGUGUUAUUGAAACUGAGCUAAGUGAAAUCAAAACAAUUAUCUUAGACUAUGAUCGUUUCACUUUUUUGCACCGAUGUUUACUUUUAAUUAUUUACACGAGACAAGGAAUUUCUUUCAUUGUGCCAAAGGUUGUAUGGUGAUAUUUAAUAGGACCAUAAUGUGAUGGAUUUUUCAACAACGAUAUAAUGUCGAAAGGGCUGUGCUAACAAAAAACAUUUUAGAUUAUUGUAUCGGUCUUAAAUCAUUGCGAUCGGUGAUCGGUGAAAAUUCUUAAAUUUAAUAGUACGAACAUUGCGCGCGCUAAAUCGAAAGCAAUCGAAACGUAUCAUAUUGUAGUAAGUACACAAUGUACAAGGAAAGCUUAAUGCUUUCGGUGAACUAACGGUUCAAAAAAUUUGUAUGUGAUUUCAACAAGUUUAAGAAAAAACUUAUUGUUGCUGAAAUAUGCCUCAGUGUUGCAUGAUUAUUAAAUUCACAACGUGCCUUCAACGUAAAUAAAGCUAUAAAUGAAACAAUAAAUAGGGUUACCGCCAAGCCGCUACGCAACGUACCAACUAUUAACUGAAUUUUUAUUAUGGAAGAUUAAUCAGUUCACAUGGAUCACAUUUGAUGUUGCUGCACAUUUGGCAAAUUUAAUGUGACUGAUUAAGUGUGAAUAGAAAAAAUAAUAAGUUUUUUUUAAAGAGCAUUUAACUAUUUAAAUAGUGUACCAUUUUGUAUAAAUUUAUAACUUCUUAUUUUUAUUUAUUGAACCAAAAAAGAUUAUGUAAAUGACGUUCUGUUAGCGUUUCAUUAUUGGACAUAGCUUGAUCUAAUUGACUUGUUCGUUAUCUAUUUACAAAACAAUAUAUAUUUCAACUUAAUUUAUUUAUGUUUAAACGUCUUAUGCCGUGUUGCCGUAUUAAUUUAACAUUGCGAUGUGUUCCAAUUAAUAAUAAGCGGAUAAGACUUGUUGACUAUUUGUAAAGUAUGAAUCGAGUGAGAAAAACGGUUUCUGUCAUAAAUUUUUAUCCCUGAUAUAUACGUGGCGUCCUCUUGCUUCAACUUAGAUGUUCCUCGGUUCUAACCUAUUUCAAAUCUAAAGGAAGAAGGAAGUUCUCAAUAGGGGCUGUUCAGUCUCAUUUCGUUUGCGACGGGUACAUACACGAUAGUCGUUAGAAUGGUGAAAGAAUCAUAGAUCAUGCACUAUAGAAUGCUGGAAUAAGAAGGGAAUGCUGUGACGACUAUGUUCGUUUGCAAAACGAAUACUAUUAUAUUCGUGACAUUAUUAAAUUGCAAUAUAAAGUCAAUAUUCAGCUAUAAAAUCUUCAUAAGCGGUAUGUAUGUACUUAGUAUUUAGUUUUUAUCAAGUUUACUUGCCAUUCUGAUGGUUGUCAGUGAAUGGGUUAAUUUCGUACAGUCAUGUUAAUUGAAGGCAAAAUAUAAACCAAAUUUCCUUGCGUGAAGUAAGAGGAGAAGACACUAAAACUAUCAAAAGGUUGUAUUUUUUAUCUCUUAUAAUGAAAUAAAAUUGGUAUUUGUUGAUUUCUAAAGUAACAUUAACACUUUUUUGUUUUUAUUUAUGUUUUGUAGGUGAUGUUUGUAGUUUCGAGAUGAGUUUUUUUUUUGUUUCUAACAAAGUGUGACCGAGGGUUCUUAUGGAAAAGUAGUGUAAGGAUUUACGUUCCUAUAAUUUCUAAUAUCAUAUUUUCAAAGUACCUCAAUAUAAACUGCAACAACAAACUUAAAUGCCGUUCAUAUUUUUAUGUGAUUCUGUAUUAAAUUUAUUGACAUUAAUCAAAUAUUGUAAAAUUGAAACAUUUUUUGAAUUAUUAUCUAACAACAUGAUUGUGACAUCUUAUUUAUUUAGUAGAAUCUCAUUUUGUACUAUAAAUACCAAAUUUACUUAAACCAUUUUCGUACUUAUGUCCAAUUACAAUUUUAAUAAAUAUAUACAUUCAUAUUAGUAUCAAUUCACAAUAGUAGUGACAAAGAGAUUUACAUCCUUUUUUUUAAAAUACCUCAAUUUUUUUAUUUUUUUUGACAUCUUACUUACCGAAAUUGUCUCCAAAUAAAUUUCAAUAUUAUUUAUGGCUACCAACUAAUGCCUUACUCUUUGUCGCUUGGACGGAGGCUACAGGUAGAGGAGGGCUACCUUAUUCAUAAUACUAUAAAGAUCAAAUGGAAAGAGCAAAAUUAUCAAUGAACUUAACAGUAAUUAAUUUCAUUUCAAAAUAUUGCUAUACUAAAUUUAUUUAUUAUUACUUAAAAAUUGAUAAACUGUGACGCUAUUCAAAUUUUUGGCUUUUUCAAACAAAAUUGAUGCUUUUCACAUCUACCCUCCAGUUUAUACAUAUUUAUUAUUUUUGUUUUUAACUUUUUAGGCACAAGUAUACUAACACAAACGCCUUACAAUAUAUUGGUGGUACUUAGCUGAGUAGUUAGAUAAUUUAGAUUAUAGUACUUAAUUAGCUUUAGUCAGUGGAUUGAUAAUAUCCACAUCAGAAAUGUGAUAUUAUUGAGUCUUUGUAUAAGGAUCCAUUAGUUGCGUAAGUUUUAAUAUGAAAAUAAAGAGGUUUGCAAAA
Molecule: messenger RNA, 4727 nt
Organism: Bombyx mori (domestic silkworm)
Lineage: Eukaryota; Metazoa; Arthropoda; Insecta; Lepidoptera; Bombycidae
Gene: cue
Product: protein cueball
Exons: 7
Coding region: 231-2015 (594 amino acids)
Biological process (GO): canonical Wnt signaling pathway
Molecular function (GO): Wnt receptor activity; Wnt-protein binding
Source: RefSeq, a predicted model, not a curated record